Messenger RNA from Hypomesus transpacificus, 3152 nucleotides. RefSeq lists its product as uncharacterized. The record is from RefSeq and is a predicted model, not a curated record. Lineage: Eukaryota; Metazoa; Chordata; Actinopteri; Osmeriformes; Osmeridae. Gene Ontology annotation, biological process: positive regulation of cyclin-dependent protein serine/threonine kinase activity; activation of protein kinase activity; brain development. Gene Ontology annotation, molecular function: protein kinase binding; cyclin-dependent protein serine/threonine kinase activator activity. The transcript has a single exon. Bases 182 to 1147 code for a protein of 321 amino acids. Gene Ontology annotation, cellular component: cytoplasm; protein kinase 5 complex.
UGUGUCAUGAGCAUGGAGGUUUGGGAGUCAUCUUGAAGACUGGCCUGUGUCUCUGCUCCCUGCAUGUCAGCCCUACUCCUCUCCAUGCCACCUGGACUGUAGCCCCUCCCUCAGGAGAGAGCCCCGCCCCCUUCUCCCUUCUGUCCACAACCAGACGUUCCCCGACCCCUGACCCGUCGCCAUGGGCACCGUGCUGUCCCUGUCCCCUGGCGCCAGGAAACCCGGCUACUAUGACAACCAUUCGGGGUCACUCAGCCACUACCCCAGCCUCAGUGGCCGGCAUCUCAGCAUGCAGAGGGAGGGCGGCCUCAAGCGUGGCCAGGCCAUCUUCCUCCCGGCCCUCACCUGGAAGAGGCUGGUGGCCUCCACCAAGAAGCGCAGCAGCUCCAGGAAGGGCUGUGCUGCAGGGGAGCUGUCCGGCCCUCUGAACAACAACAUCAGCCUCUACCAGAAGGACCCUGUGCUGCACCGCAACCACGACAACGUCAAGAAGUCCCUGUCCUGUGCCAACCUGUCCAGCUACGGGGGCCCCGGGGGGCCGGGCCAGGGGCUGGGGCUGGGACACCACUAUGGCUACGGGAGGCCCCAGCAGAUCUCUUCCGUCAAGAAGGUUCCCCAGGGAACAGUGCCGUCGUCUCCCAAGCGCGUCAUCGUGCAGGCCUCUACCAGUGAGCUGCUCCGCUGCCUGGGCAGGUUCCUGUGUGGACGCUGUUACCGGCUGAAGCACCUGUCCCCGUCUGAGCCAGUGCUGUGGCUGCGGGCAGUGGACCGCUCUCUGCUGCUGCAGGGCUGGCAGGACCAGGCCUUCGUCACACCCGCCAACGUGGUGUUUGUCUACAUGCUGUGCAGGGAGGUGGUGGAUGGAGAGCUGGUGGCGUCAGAGCAUGAGCUGCAGGCCACACUGCUCACCUGCCUCUACCUGUCCUACUCCUACAUGGGCAACGAGAUCUCCUACCCCCUCAAGCCCUUCCUGGUGGAGACGGGGAAGGAGGCCUUCUGGGACCGCUGUCUGGCCAUCAUCGACGCCACCAGCUCCAAGAUGCUGCGCAUCAACGCAGACCCUCACUUCUUCACUCUGGUGUUCGCUGAGCUGAAGAGCGAGGGAGGGGGCAGCCCUCAGGAUUACAGCAGAGUGCUGGACCGAUGAGGGGGGGGUCGGCUACACACACACACACACACACACACACAGGGAUGGGGGGGGUUUCCCCAACUGUCCUGCUGUAACUGCAUCAGUCCUCCGCCCUCCACCCUCUUCAGCCUGUCUGUUUGAUGAACUCUGCUGAGGUGUUUGUGGAGAGCAAGUUCACCAGUCAUCCCUGUACAGAAGACCAAAUGACAUGAGUCGUGAGGAUCAUUUUGUCCAAUGGCAUUUCAACCAUCUUGUCUUGUUAAUGCAACACUGUUUAAAGUCUAGACAUCCUUUUCAAGUUAAGAAGACACACCAGGAUCUUCAGGGCUGGUGUCACUCCAGACUCCUGUGUCAGGUCUGGGGAAGGGCUGGACCGUUAGGAACAGCUAAAACAUCCAGAUCAGGUCGUUGGAUCUAGUUUUUAUGCUUUGUCAUCACCACAGCAAAACAAAUGGACUGUUUUUCCAGAGCCUUUUGACAACAGAGGACGUUCUGUUGACCUGCAGAGCAGCUGUCCGAUACGGCUCUGAACUCUGAACACUGCCUGUCUGCGGUCACCCUCCAGAGUAGUAGUGUGAGGAGUCCGUGUGUCUGAGGGGUCCGUGUGUGUGAGGGUCCGUGUGUGUGAGGGGUCCGUGUGUGUGGCUGUGGGGAGCUUGUGUUGUGUAUGGGUCAGCAGCAGCCAGAGGGAUCAGCUGUUUCACUCCUCAUGUCCUUGUCAGCAGCCAGGCCUGCUGCCCUGGGAUUAAUGAGAUUAGCAGAUUACCUUGCCGCCCCUCCCACCACCUCUGCCUCCUCCACUCCCUUCCCUGCCCUGAAGGUUCAAUAGCUAAUCCAGGGUGCCCGAGCACGCAUAUACACACACACGCAUACAUACACACACACACACACAAACACAUGCACACACACGUCUUGUGUAGCAGGAUUUCUUCAAACCACACUAGCAGGGCAGUAGGAGUUACUGUUGGGGAGAAGCGACAGCUAAACAUGCAGAGUUGGGGAGAUUGCUGUUUUCUUGUUAUUUGUCAGAAGUUUGCUGUGUGUUUGGUCACCAGUGUGUGUUUGGUCAUCAGUGUGUGAGGACACAUGUCACGAUGAUGCUUCCUAGGACAGAGCUGAUUUCACCUCCUCUCUGGAAUGAAACCUCUGCAUUUCUGCUUCAGGCAUGUUAAUCUAGGUCCCGUGUGUGUGUGUGUGUGUGUGUUUGUCAGGCUAACAGCUGAGCCCCAGGCUGGAGCCAGGAGGUUGUGUUUGAGCAUGUGUGCACAUGUGUGUGUGUGUGUGUGUGGUUGUCUACACAGGAUGCAGACAAGGCAGUUCAGUCAGUUCAUCUCAGUUAAAAGGCAGGAGAAAUUGGGAGAUAAGGACAGGCUACACUGUGGACUGUUAGCUGCACAGAGCUGCAGUAGAUAAACGAUGAAGAGUCAAACUGACCAGAGAGACCUGCUCUUAUCUCUAACCAGAGAGACCUGCUCUUAUCUCUAACCAGAGAGACCUGCUCUUAUCUCUAACCAGAGAGACCUGCUCUUAUCUCUGACCAGAGGAACUGUUCUUAUCUCUGACCAGAGAGACCUGCUCUCCUGCUCUGUGUUGUUCAGAUGCUAAAUCAGGAAUCUGUGUCUGUCUCCUCCUGUCUCUAGGUGCUGUAAGGAAACAGACAAUAGUGGCAGUGGGCUGUAGUCACAUCUGCAGGUCUGAGCCUCUGGCUCGCUUCCUCUAAUGCUCUUAUAGACAUCAGCACACUGGAACACCCUCCGAUUUACACACACACUGCGGUUGACAAACACUCACUUAGACCUGCUUGACCCUUCACACGUGCACGCGCACAAACACACACACACCCUGAGGUAAUCUGGUUUUAAUCCCCCCCCCAACCAAUCAAACAGAGAGAGGAAGCAGGGGAUGAAACAUGAGGGGAUGAGUACAUGUUUCAGUCUGAUGAGAUGUGUUGGCCCCUCCGAGGUCUGGAGUAGUCUGGGACAGAUCCUGCUGCCUGUGGAGGGCCAGGUGGAGGAGGGCUGAG